This is a messenger RNA of Python bivittatus (Burmese python), 2748 nucleotides long. Lineage: Eukaryota; Metazoa; Chordata; Lepidosauria; Squamata; Pythonidae. The record is from RefSeq and is a predicted model, not a curated record.
AAUAAGUUGACCUAUAUGUGGCCUGUACUUCCAAAUGGAGAAUUAAAUCAGGCUUUUGACUGGCCCAUUGAAGGUCUGCUGAUUCCAAACAGCCCUCCACUAAAGAAACCUGCUGGUAAGAAAUCAGAUGUCAACAUGCCUUUGAGACUGAAGGUUUUGAGGAAUGGCGAGCCAGACAAAGACAAAGCCAUCUCUCUUCUUGGACUUGACUCUGCAUCUGUGAUAAGAAAACAGUGUACCACAGCACUGAAUUUGCCUUUUGCUGCAAGGAGGCUGUUCACUGAAAAAGGAGUGGAACUCUUUGUCUUGAAAGACUUGGAGAAGGAUCAGCUGCUUUACAUAUCAUGUGGAGAGCAAUGGAUUGAUCCACAGUGGACUAUGGCUCAACAUAAGAAACGUCUCCAGUGUAAUAAUUUAGCAUCUGAUAUAAUGGCUAUGCGUGCAUACUGUGUCAUGAGAAAUACAAAAAAUUUUGUUUUGGAAGUCAAGAAUGACAUUGUUGCUGGUGCCAAACUUUCUGUUGCAAGAGCUAUAGUAGAAUUUGAAGGAAAAAAAGGUCUUGAAGAGCCAGAGAAAGAAAAAUGUGAAGAAAACAUUGAAAGAAUAAAAGAUGGCACAGAUAAAUCUCUAAAUUCACACAUAAGGUCACAUCUUAAAUCAGAAGCAUAUUAUAAGCCUACAAAAUAUGUCUGGCAGCAAGUUUCCUAUGAUUUUGAUGAGGACUGCAACUUUCAGAAGGAAAAAGAUGAGCAGUUCUUUGAAGAUGCAGAGUUAUAUAAAAAAUACAGGCAUAAACCAAAACUGGCUGAAGAACUGCAGGAAGCCCACCAUCAACAGUUUGAAUUUAGAAAUGGGAAGAUCUUCAACUGCAGUUUUCCAAAUCUUGUACUGGGUGUGGAGAAUGUUGAUCUUCAUUCUGGCACUGAAGUGGUUUUGUUGGAAAAGAAGUCUGAUGAUAUCAAGCAACAUUGGAUAUGGAGAGAGGAAAACAGGUCCUUUCACCUUAUAAUUGAUCCAGAUCUAGUGCUCGCGGUAUCAAUGCCCAGUGUACUGAAUGGAAGUCCAAAAUUUCCACUGGAAAUACAAGGGUGUCCUGUUAUCCUUCAGAAAUACAAACAACAUAAAUAUGGAGCUGCCAACCAAAAGUGGAAUUUCACAGAAACAAAAGUUUUUAGUGCCUUUUACAGCACAAUAUUGGAUCAAGAAAUCACAGCAGCAAACUAUGCUUCUAUUUGCACAUUUACUGUGGCCAAGACAGAGAAAAUUGACCAACCAGGCUACUAUUUUCUUUCACCAUGUGGAAAGAAGAAAAUAAUGAUAUGUUUGGCUUGUGGAAGGACCAUCAGAGGAAAGAAAGAACUGAAAAAAUUGCUCCCUGGUACUAUAUUUUCCUGUGCCUCUGGGUUCCAGGACAGAAAUCAUUUAUCCAUUUGUCCUUUUAAGUGUGUUGAUGUUAACAAGAUUGAUUUAUUCUCUGAUAAAGCGGAAUCCACCCUGCAUUAUUUAGAAGAAGUUCUAGCAUCCUUAAAGACUGAAACCUCCUUGCAAAUGAUCUCAGAAAAGAUAACUGCAGCUCUAAACAUAAAAACAGUAAAAAUAAUUGCAUACAAAAAUGGAGAUGGAUAUCGAAAUGGGCAACUAAUUAUUGCUCACACAUUCCCUACGCUGCUUUCAUUAUGUACAAGGCGUCUUGAACUUAGCAGGACAGCUUGUAAACUAUAUAACAGUGAAGGGACUCUGAUCCUCACACUGCAGGAUUUAGUCUUGUGUGCAGUGAAUGAUUAUCUCAAAAAGCAAGAAACCGAAGAAAGAGAUGAAGAAGCCAUUUCUGAUCCUGGCUUUAAACAAAUUGCAUCUGUGUUUUCAGGGAAAGAUAAGGAUAAGAACAUCAAAUUUACAUCAUCAAUGAUAACAUCAGAUAUUGAUCAUUUUGUACUCACCAACAUUCUUAGAAAUCCAGUUGAGGUCUGGGUUUCCAGUGGAGAACCUUUUCUGCCUUUGGAUACUUUGCAAAACACAGAGAGGCAGGAAAGACAGAAGUGGCUAGAAAAAGAUAAAAUUCUGGCAGACCUUAAUGCAAUGAAACACAAAAUGAGGCAACUGCAAGGGCGUCGCAUAACAAAAUAUAAAGCUGCUGAUUUGGUGCCCACUAAGAGCCCUUUCCAGCCUGUGGUAGUAGAAGGAGGCUGGACUGAAGAAACUCAAGAAGAGAUGAAGCUUAUGGAAACUAUACAACACACAGAGAUGCACCUUUCAGAGCUUCACGCACUGCAGUUCAAAAGAAGUUCUCCCUUUUCCCCUAAAUUACUUGCAAAAAAUGACCAAGGUCUCUACAAGCAGCCCACAACCAAAAGAGUGUGGGCUUAUGCAAAUGGAAAUAUACCUGAGCAAGGAGCACAUGUUUGGGGAAAAACCAUUAUAGAGCUACUUGACAGUUGUACAACUCAUCUAAAAAUGCCACAGCCUGCAAAGAUACUAUAUACACCUGAUGGACACCAGCUGCAAUCAUGGGAAGAAAUAGAAAGAGACAUGAUUGUUUGUGUUUCUACAGGACAUGCCUUUAUGAGCCAAAAAGCCAUAAAGCAUGAAAUAGAAAUUAGAGCUCAUUAUGCAAGAAUUCGGAAGCAGCAAGGUCCAGAAUCUACCAACGUUAUUGUCUCACCGUCAGCAAAAGUUAUAGACAAGUUCAGCAUGAAUAGCUCGCUCUUGGCUCUUACUUGCAGAACUCAUGAACAUGCCACUGACUAG